Messenger RNA from Angiostrongylus costaricensis, 2760 nucleotides. Lineage: Eukaryota; Metazoa; Nematoda; Chromadorea; Rhabditida; Metastrongylidae. The record is from the annotation of a GenBank genome assembly.
AUGGGUGUACCGGCGUUCUUCCGUUGGCUUACGAAGAAAUAUCCGUCCAUAAUAGUGAACGCGAACGAAGAUCGCCAAAAGAGCGCUGACGGCACUCGAAUACCAGUUGACGCUACAAAGCCCAAUCCCAAUUUCCAGGAGUUCGACAACCUCUACCUAGACAUGAAUGGCAUUAUUCACCCCUGUACUCAUCCAGAAGAUCGACCACCGCCUGCCAACGAGGACGAGAUGUUUGCUCUCAUCUUUGAAUACAUCGAUAGGAUUUUUUCCAUUGUUCGCCCUCGAAAGCUCUUAUAUAUGGCUAUCGAUGGAGUCGCUCCCAGGGCGAAAAUGAAUCAACAGCGUAGCCGUCGUUUUCGAGCCUCUAAAGAAGCCUGGGAGAAGCAGGCUUCGAUUGAAGAGCAAAGGCGACGUUUAGAGGAAGAAGGAGUUCCUGUUCCUCCGAAAAAAGAAAAUCAAACUCAUUUUGAUAGCAACUGUAUCACUCCUGGAACUCCGUUUAUGGCGAGACUGGCUGAUGCGUUGCGAUAUUACAUUCACGACAGGAUUACCACCGAUCCGGCUUGGGCAAAGAUUCAAGUAAUUCUUUCUGAUGCGAAUGUUCCUGGAGAAGGUGAGCAUAAAAUCAUGGAUUUUAUUCGUAAACAACGUUCAAAUCCUGCACACAAUCCGAAUACUGUGCACUGCUUAUGUGGUGCUGACGCAGACCUCAUUAUGUUAGGAUUGGCUACUCACGAAGCCAACUUCAAUAUUAUUCGAGAAGAGUUUGUUGCUCAUCAACAACGUCCGUGUGAACUAUGUGGACAAUAUGGACACGAGCUAAAGAAUUGCAGAGGUCUUGAAAACGAAGAAAAAGGGCCUGAGCAAGCUGACCCAAUAUCUAAGGAGAAGAACUUUAUCUUCCUACGCAUUCCUGUUUUGCGGGAAUAUUUGGAGAGAGAACUGGUUAUGGAGAAUCUUCCUUUCAAGUACGACUUCGAGCGUGUAAUCGACGACUGGGUUUUCCUCUGUUUUUUCGUUGGAAACGAUUUUCUCCCCCAUCUCCCAUCUUUGGAGAUUCGCGAGGGUGCCAUAGAUCGUCUAGUCAAGUUGUAUAAGGACAUGGUAUACAGUAUGAAAGGGUAUUUAACCAAAGAUGGAGGCGUUUACAUGGAUCGAGUUGAACGGAUAAUGCUCGGACUAGGAGAGGUCGAAGAUGAAAUAUUUAAACGUCGCCAGCAAGAAGAUGAGCGCUACAAGGCGAUUCAGAAAGCGAAAAAAGCACGACUGAGUGGAGGUUCACGCCCUCUUGCUCCAUCUUAUGUCCCACAACCCGAGUCUUUGAUCGCACCUGAGAAAAAGGCAACUCCAUUAAGUGGAGAAGCAACGCGUUCACUUGCUGCAUCUGCUCGUAUCGAGGCAAUGAAAUAUUCUGAAAACGAUGAAGCAGCUCGACGUCUAAAAGCGCUGCUUAAGGAAGAGGGAAGUACUUCCGUUGAUGGUGGCAACAGCAGUAGGAAGAGGAAGACAGAUGCUCCUUUGGAUCUUGAUAGUGAUCAAGAUUGUGUCGAUGAGAUCCGUUUAUUUGAAUCCGGCUGGAAAGAUCGUUACUAUCGAGCGAAGUUUGAUGUUGGAGAAGAAGACGUAGGAUUUAGAAGAAAAGUGGCAUGGGCUUACGUUGAAGGACUUUGCUGGGUACUCAAGUAUUAUUAUCAGGGUUGUGUUAGCUGGGACUGGUAUUUUCCAUAUCAUUAUGCUCCAUUUGCGAGUGAUUUCGACACAGUUUCACAGUUCAAACCCGAUUUCUGUCGUGAAACUAAACCAUUCAAGCCACUGGAGCAGCUAAUGAGUGUUUUCCCUGCGGCUAGCAAGCAACAUCUUCCACUCCAGUGGCAGAAACUAAUGACCGAUGAUGAUUCUCCAAUUAUUGAUUUAUACCCCAUUGAUUUCCGUAUCGACCUUAAUGGAAAGAAGUUUGCCUGGCAGGGUGUUGCACUCUUACCUUUUGUUGACGAAGUUCGACUUCUCAGAACACUUAAAUCGGUGUAUACAUUAACUGAAGAAGAAUUAGCGCGCAAUACCGUUGGUCCUAAUCGUAUAUUUAUUGGUAGGGAACAUCCUGCUUUCGAUUUCUUUAAAGAACUCUAUACAGAUGAUGCUGUAAAAUCUGUUGAUAUCGAUCCAGCUUUUACAUAUGGCGUUUCCGGAAGAAUUACAACUGAUUCGACAGCAAUUGCUCCAAAUCAACCUUUUCCUUCUCCUGUUAAAGAUAAAUCAUGUCCUGAUCUGCCUGUCAAUGGUGCGAUUAUGGUUAUCUAUGAGGAUCCUCAUUAUCCCGAAGGAUUCAUUUUUCCGGCCAAACGACUAGAAAAUGCACAAGAAAUACCUCGAGCUCUUCGUGACUUCAGUGAUCGUCGAAGUGGUUCCGAUUACCGUCCACAAAUAGGGUUCACUAGAGACGUACCCGGAAGAGCGUUUCUGGAUAAUUCUGCUCAUCGAUUUGUUCAGCAUGGCGUACCUUUCGAUACUCGUCCGUACGGUGGGUCCCACAAAGGCUUAUUUUUAGGGGUGUUCAGUGCAGGGGUGUACAAUCGUGGUGGUUAUGGAAGAGGAUGCUACCACUACAAUUCUUAUGGAACACCACCCCAUGGGAACUACAAUGGGCCUUUCAACAAUCAAAGAGGAUUUACUAAUACUGGCUAUGGUAACUGGACGCCUAACGAGCCCUCAAGAGGGCGCGGUGGUUAUUUCGGUCGCGGUGGUCAUCAGGAGUGGCGUUAA